Molecule: messenger RNA, 2092 nt
Organism: Nyctereutes procyonoides (raccoon dog)
Lineage: Eukaryota; Metazoa; Chordata; Mammalia; Carnivora; Canidae
Gene: IFIT3
Product: interferon induced protein with tetratricopeptide repeats 3
Exons: 2
Coding region: 151-1620 (489 amino acids)
Biological process (GO): defense response to virus
Cellular component (GO): cytosol
Molecular function (GO): protein binding
Source: RefSeq, a predicted model, not a curated record
CAGAAAGGGAGAGAAAACAUGAGCUGAUGGCCUCCUGCAAGCCCCUUAUAUAGCUGCUCCAGCACUGAUUUGAGGCAGACUUGGGAAAUUUCAGAAGAAGGAAUCUGCUUGGACCCCGCUUUUCAGUUUGGAAGAGGAGCAGUUGCAGACAUGAGUGAGGUCAACAAGAAUUCUCUGGAGAAAAUCCUUCCACAGCUGAAAUGCCAUUUCACAUGGAACCUACUUAAAAAAGAUGGUGUCUCACGUGAUCUAGAAGAUACAGUGUGUCACCAGAUUGAAUUCUUAAACAAUGAGUUCAAAGCUACAAUGUACAACUUUUUGGCCUACAUAAAACACUUAAGUGGUCACAACGAGGCAGCCCUGCAGUGCCUAAGGCAGGCUGAGGAGCUCAUCCAACAGAAGCACUCUGAUCAAGCAGAAAUUAGGAAUCUGGUCACCUGGGGUAACUAUGCCUGGGUCUACUAUCACCUGGGCAGAUUUGCAGAUGCUCAGAUUUAUGUGGACAAAGUGAGACAAGUAUGUGAGAAGUUUUCAAAUCCAUAUAGUAUUGAGUGUUCUGAGCUCGACUGUGAAGAAGGGUGGACACGGCUAAAAUGUGGAGCAACGCACAAUGAAAGGGCCAAAGUGUGUUUUGAGAAGGCUCUGGAAGAGAAGCCCAACAACCCAGAAUUCGCUUCCGGACUGGCCAUAGCAAUGUACUGUCUGGAUAAUAAACCACAGAAGCCAGUCUCCAUCAACAUUCUGAAGCAGGCCCUUGAGCUAAAUCAUGACAAUCAGUACAUCAAAGUUCUCUUGGCCCUGAAAUUACAGAGGAUGAAUGAAGAAGCUGACGGGGAGCAGUUGGUUCUGGAGGCCUUGAAGAAUGCUCCUUGCCAAACAGAUGUCCUUCGUAAUGCAGCCACAUUUUAUCAAAAAAAAGGUGACCUAGACAAAGCUAUUGAAUUGUUUCUAAGGGCAUCGGAAUCCCUUCCAAACAAUGGUUACCUCUAUCACCAGAUUGCAUGCUGCUAUAGGGCAAAAGUCAAACAAAUUCAGAAUACAGGAAGAUGUGAAGCUAGUAGGAACAGAGAAAAGAUUGAAGAUCUAAAGAAGUGUGCUAUUGACUUUGUGAUUAAAGCGAUUGAGAAAGGAGUAGAUCCUCUGUAUGCAUAUGCUGAUACCACUGAUCUCCUGGAAACAGAACGAUAUUAUCAGGUAGCUUGCAGUAAGGAGCUCCCCAGCACUGAGAGGCAACAACCCCACCAGCACUAUCCCAAUUUUCAGGGGCAUCAGGGGAAGGGGAAGUCUGAAGACAUGGCUACCCAACAUGAUUUGGAGGAUUUCCCCACAAGAGCAAAAUCAACAGAGGAAGGAAAGACAAAGUACUCACCGCAGAACAUGGCUGGAAAUCAGCUUCCACAAAAUGCACCGAAUUCUUGGUAUCUCCAAGGAUUAAAACACAAGCUGAAUGGAGAGCUACUGCAAGCAGCUGAGUGUUAUGAGAAGGAGCUGGGCUAUCUCUUAAGGAACAGCCCCACAGGCAUAGGCAGCUUUUUCCUGCUGUCUUCUGAGCUUGAAGAAGGUGGUGAGGCAGUGGGCGAGGGCCCGUGCAAUCUCAUUCUCAGAGCUCCUGAGCCCUGAGCUGAAAUGCAGAAGAGGAACAGGAGCACUGUCCAGGGACCCAGGACACUCCGAGAUGGCUUUAGGGGACAUUUGUAGAGUUGCUUCCUCAUAUCUGUCUCCCCCGUCAGUCUCAGCCAUGCACACCCUUCUAGUCUGCAGGCCUUACUACAUACACAAUUACCAGUGGAAACGGCUUCAGGGCUGUGUGAUGCUGAUUAAGUCUUAGUUUGCACUCAGGUCAUCAGAUAUCCCCCAUCUCUGCCCUGUUUACCAAGGCAAACAGCUGGCUGCCGCCUGCCAACAGCUCUCCUGGCCUCUGUCCCAUUGCUAUCUAGCCUUUCAGGGUGGGACCCCUGAAAGACCACCUUUUGACUAACCCUAGAAUAUUCUUUAUGUCUUACUCUUGGCCCCAGCCUUGUGUUUAUAUAAAUUGAUUGUGAUACUCUGAUAAAUAUGUAUUCUUGACAGUGAUGCUACAAUAAAUUUUAAA